Messenger RNA from Oncorhynchus gorbuscha (pink salmon), 1437 nucleotides. Its product is annotated as C5a anaphylatoxin chemotactic receptor 1-like. The transcript is spliced from 2 exons. Gene Ontology annotation, molecular function: G protein-coupled receptor activity; complement receptor activity. Gene Ontology annotation, biological process: phospholipase C-activating G protein-coupled receptor signaling pathway; complement receptor mediated signaling pathway; inflammatory response. NCBI's taxonomy places the organism in Eukaryota, Metazoa, Chordata, Actinopteri, Salmoniformes, Salmonidae. The record is from RefSeq and is a predicted model, not a curated record. Bases 168 to 1223 code for a protein of 351 amino acids. Gene Ontology annotation, cellular component: plasma membrane.
UUUUUACAAUUCCUGAUCAUAAGGAGGUCAGGUCAUGAUUGGGUGAGGUGUCUGUGGACAGAAAUUGUGCUAAAGAAGAACAGUUCCUAUUUUUUCUGGUUGUGUGCGGAGUCAUCUACAAGAGGACGUUGAUACAUAAAUCUGAAAUCUGAAAGUCAUCUCCAAGCAUGGAUGAUUUGGGCUCGAUUUUCACUGAUGAGGAGUUGAGCCUCCUGAACUUCACUGAAUGGGAAUUUGUCGAGCCUGAGGACCUUGGUCCUGUGCUGGGGCCCCGUCACCUGUCCGCCCUGGUGUUCUAUAGCUUGGUCUUCCUGCUGGGGGUCCCGGGCAACGCUCUGGUGGUGUGGGUGACAGGCUUCCGCAUGCCGCGCUCAGUCACCUCUCUGUGGUUCCUCAACCUGGCCCUGGCUGACCUGCUGUGCUGCCUGUCCCUGCCCCUCCUCAUGGUGCCCUUGGCCAUGGACCAGCACUGGCCCUUUGGUCCCGUGGCCUGCAAGCUGCUCAAGGGACUCAUCUACCUGGUCAUGUAUUGUAGCGUGCUGCUGCUAGUACUUAUUAGCCUGGACCGCUGGCUGCUGGUCAGCUUGCCCGUGUGGUGCCAGAACUGGAGGAGGCCACACAAGGCCGCCUGGGUAUGUGUCGGGUUGUGGCUCCUGGCCCUGCUGGGCAGCAUCCCCCAGUUUGUCUACGUGAAGGAGGUCCAGCUAAGCACCCGUAAAUCAGAGUGCCUGGGAUCUCACACUAUAGUUAGCGCCUGGACUAUCACUACAGUACGCUUCCUGUUGGGUUUUGUGAUGCCAUUCAUCACCAUCGUGGCGUGUCAUUGGGUUGUGUAUAGCAGGGCCGGGCGGGGGUCUAGGGUGGGGUCUGGGAGAGUGAGUGAGGUGCGCUCCAGACGCACCUUGAGGGUCAUUUAUGCUGUGUUGCUGAGCUUCUUCCUGUGCUGGGUUCCACUGCACAUAUUGGAUUUCCUGAUCCUAUUGACCCCCCGGCACUCAUCGCACAGCGCCAACAUACAGCUGGCCCACGCCCUGGCCCUCUGUCUUGCCUACUGUAACAGCUGCCUCAACCCUCUGAUCUACGUGUGUCUGGGACGAGGCUUUAAGCAGAGUAUUAAUCGUUCCCUGCGCAGUAUGUUAAACUUCGCCACCGAGGAGCCGCUACCCAGAAAGAGCAUAUCCAAGAGCACAUCAGAAAGAACCCAGGAGAUGAAUGUAAUGUAAAGGUGUGUGUGUGUGUGUGUGUGUGUGUGUGUGUGUGUGUGUGUGUGUGUGUGUGUGUGUGUGUGUGUGUGUGUGUGUGUGUGUGUGUGUGUGUGUGUGUGUGUGUGUGUGUGUGUGUGUGUGUAAACCAUGAGAACCUGCUGAGUCAGAGUGUUUUGUGACAUUAAAAAGUGCUGAGAGACGUGAUUCGAAUCCAGUGUUGUUUAACAGAACA